Trichoderma asperellum CBS 433.97 is the source of this 3128-nucleotide messenger RNA. Lineage: Eukaryota; Fungi; Ascomycota; Sordariomycetes; Hypocreales; Hypocreaceae. The record is from RefSeq and is a predicted model, not a curated record.
GGUAUUCGUAUUAUAUUCAGGACCUGACUUAUAUUAGCUCGGUGUUGAAUGUCUUAGAGAGAUAACGUCUGAAGACCAAGCUAAUAUCACGCAAGCGAGUUCUCCGCCAGUGCUUAUUCUGCUAUUUGCCGACUCUCAGCAGACAGAUUUACCUUACGUUAUCACCAUGGUAGGUCAAGAUGGCUGUCUCUGCUUGAGACCCGAUAUCAGGCAUAUCAACGGAGUUACUACUUGUCUGAGCUGCGGAUAUACAACCUUUAUUUUGGAAAGGAAAUGCACCGACAGCCUUGACAACAUGCAGAGUCUUUCCGUUUUAGCCAAGUCGAAUGUGCGAUUCAGGUACACUCAACUUCAAUUCGAUGACUCCAUCCGUUUAAUUCGACUUUAUGCUGGCGACCGUAAAGAAGCUAUUCAAUGCGAAAUCUUUCAUUCCAGCCUCCACGAUCACCCAGAAUUCGAGGGGCUCUCUUAUGCCUGGGGUGGGUCGACCCUGUCAGAAAAGAUCUACUCCACGGUUGGGUCGUUGGAGGUUACCACGAAUUGCGCAGCAGCUUUGAGAGAUUUGAGAUACAAAUUUCACGACAGAGUACUUUGGAUUGAUGCUAUUUGCAUUGAUCAGUCAAAUAUACUGGAGAAGAACAAACAAAUUCCACUAAUGAGCAAAAUAUACUCCGAAGCAAGACAAGUGGUAGUUCAUCUGGGAGCAGAGACUCGUCCCAAUGUCGAUCUGUUCUUCGAAUUUCUUCAACAAAAUGGCUCAAGCACCGGAAGACAAGUAACUCAGGUUGGGAUUUCGGCGUUCUUGUCGAGGCCGUGGUUUUCCAGAGUUUGGGUCCUUCAGGAAGUGGCAGUUGCAAGAAAAAUCCUGGUGAUGUGGGGAUCAACGGAGCUCCGAUGGGAGUUCCUCUCAACUGCGCGCUUGUCAACCCUAGGCUUGAUGCCGGUAGACGAAACAGGCAAGAUCCCGCCAGUGCUUCAGCUCUCACAAGGCAUUAAAAAGCCGUUGAAAGAUUUCCCUUCCUUGAUCCAUACGGCUCGGAGUUGUGCAUCCACUGACCCGAGAGACAAAAUAUACGCAUUACUUGGCCUUCUUAGCGAUCAAGUUGUUCACAAGAUGAUCCCAGACUAUAACAAGCCAGUCAAAGAUCUGUAUAUCGAGGUCACGAUGCACAUCAUCAAUUUAUACAAUCAUCUCGAUAUUCUUUCUUUUAUCGGAAGACAUACCACAGAGGAAAUAAGUGCAAUAAGUGCAUUCAAAACGAGAUCGAGCGUUCUAUGGGAAAAUCGCAUUGAGUCAGCCGCUAAAACAGCUGUAGAGGCACAGAAACAGGCUGAGCAUAUAAGGACGAGAGUCUUUGAAGCAAAAGACGCAGAAAACCAAGCGUGGAAUGAAUUAAGAGAGAAGGAAGUGCAGUGGAAGAGAUGGAAAGAGAAGAGUCAGGAAUGGCGCGGGUUAGAAUGCCAAGCUGACAUCUGGCGGGAGUUAACAGAAAGGGGAAGAGCAUGGCGUCAAUUAAAGGGCCAGCAGAGAGGAUCACCGCAAAAUGUAGCAGGGGGAGACCAAAAACUGUGUCAUGAAUUAAGAGAAAACGAGGUGGCAAUGCAUAAAUUGCGAGAAGAGCAAGAGAGAAUCUGGGAUUACUCGGAAAGGAAAGAGCUGAAGAGGCAGAAGGAGUUGAGGAGUAUGUUGGGAGCAAAACAGCGGAGUUGGAAUGCAAAAGCGGACAUUCUACGGUGUGAACUGGAAUUAAAGAAUAAAAUCUUCUAUGAUUUCGAAGCAAAGAAGCGUAUCUGGCCCGAGAUAAAAGAAGAGGCUAGUAGAGCUUGGCGUGAAGUGGAAGAUGUAAGGAAAGAAUGGGAAGAAUGGAGAAAGAAGACGGAAAAGGCAGAGGCUGAAUAUCGAGAAAAAGCUUUAUUGCUUGAGAAACAAAUUAUGCAGCGCAGACAAGCUCGGGGUGCAUUGAAAAGUCUCGAAGAGGUUGGGCUGAAGCUGAAAGAUGACGAAGAACAAGCCUGGCACGCUUUGAAAACAAAGCAACAGACAGGCGGCAGAGGGAGACGCGAGGCCAAUACAUGGCGCAAAUUGAGCGCAAAGGAAGAAAAUGCGUGGCAUAGAUGGCAAUGGGCUCAAGAACAGGCAAGAAUCGGAGUAGAAAGGGACAAAGAGCGAGCAUGGAAGGAACUGAAAGAAGCAAAAACCGCCUGGCUUGAAAUCUCGUCUACAGCAACCGACCUCGAGGCUGCAAAAGACGUGGUGGCUGCCGCAAGAAAUAUUUGGGAAGAAGCACACGAUGCUGUUGCAAAAGCUGAACAGCAUCCCUUGAUCCAGGCCGCCGAUUUGGCAAUGCGAGAGUACCGCGCUCUUGAAAACGGUCGAUCCUCGUCCCUCUUUGACCUGAAUCGGCAUAUAAGUCGCGAAUUACGCAGCCAAACCCGAUUCAUUCAGCGAGGCCAACAGCCUUUGCCGUCCUGGGUGCUGCAUCUUGACGGGCACCCGUGUCUUGCAUCGCUUUCUGCCUUCCAAAUUGGAUCCAAGGCCUCCAUCUUCCAACAACCAGUGGCUCGACUUUGCAGAAGCGGGCAUCCAGAGGCAUCUCCGGUCUUGGAGAUCAAAAUCCUUGAGCUCGAUACAGUGGCACAGACAACUCAAAGGCCGACAUCCAAGCCCAGAAGGGCUGAUAUUCCAGUAUCUGGUAUUUCUGAAUCCCAGGUGUGGCAACCAGAGUUAGACUUCAUGUCUCGCUUUAACCACGGUCCGCGGAUGAGAAUCCACGGGAGCAGUUUCCACUCUACGCAGCAAUUUUGUCAAGGGCGGCGUCUAGUUAAGACCAAAAGAUCGUGGGUUAUUUGUACCGGUCAAGUUGAAGAUGGUGACAAAAUAUGUGCCGUUUAUGGUGCGAGCGUCCCUUUCUUGUUGAGGCUGGCUCCAGACCGUGAGCGGAGAUUUAAGCUCAUUGGUGAAUGCUAUUUGGACGGGUUUCGAGGGCCCAAGUUUGUUGAUGAUUAUUUGGAGCUUCUGGGAGAGUAUAAGCGAUACUUUAAUGUGACAACCGCGCGAUCCCUUCCCUGGCAGAUGGCUUAUUUAGAGUAGACGAUAUAGCAAUUUUAAUAGAAGGGGGAAAUCGUUG